GUCGAUUUUCGAAGGCAUUUCAUUGUGUUAACCAUGCAACACUGUUAAGAAAACUCGAAAUAUAUGAAUAUAAAUACCAAACGCAAACAUCGCUCAUCCAGAACACACACAACCAACAAUGAAAUUCCUCGUAUUUGCACUUGGCCUUUUGGUGGCCUCCGCUGCCGCUAAACCCGCCAACCCCCACGUCGCCGUCACCCAAGACACCGCCGGAAACUACAAUCUCGCCCUCAACACCGCCCAACACUCCAGAACCGAGCAAGCAAACGCCGACGGAAGUCUUCGCGGAAGCUACACCUACACCGGCGCCGACGGCGUCCAACGAACGGUGGAAUACUCUUCUGGACCCGAAGGCUUCCAGGCCAACGGAGCGCACCUCCCGGUGCCACCCCAAGACACCGACGAGGUGGCCAAGGCGCGCGCUUUGCAUUUGGCUAGUUUAGCUGGGCAAUAAAAAAUUUGCGAAA
Tribolium castaneum (red flour beetle) is the source of this 467-nucleotide messenger RNA. RefSeq names its product cuticle protein CP14.6. NCBI's taxonomy places the organism in Eukaryota, Metazoa, Arthropoda, Insecta, Coleoptera, Tenebrionidae. Bases 119 to 454 code for a protein of 111 amino acids. Gene Ontology annotation, cellular component: chitin-based extracellular matrix. The record is from RefSeq and is a predicted model, not a curated record. Gene Ontology annotation, molecular function: structural constituent of chitin-based larval cuticle. The transcript has 3 exons.